AUGGGACCAGGUGAUAGUCCAUUCCAAGGCGGUGUAUUUUUUCUAUCAAUUCACUUCCCGGCUGAUUAUCCUUUUAAACCACCCAAAAUCACAUUUACAACGAAAAUUUUUCAUCCAAAUAUUAAUUCAAAUGGAGCUAUAUGUCUUGAUAUUCUUCGUUCACAAUGGUCACCGGCAUUAACUAUUUCUAAAGUGUUACUCUCGAUUUGUUCACUGCUUUGCGAUCCCAAUCCUGAUGACCCAUUGGUGCCUGAUAUUGCUCGCACGUAUAAGACGGAUAAAGAGAAAUAUAAUGCAACAGCGCGGCAGUGGACUCAAAAAUAUGCCAUUCGAACAUAUUUAGAUAGAGUCAAAAUAAUGGCACUUAAACGCAUUUCAAAAGAACUACAAGACUUACAACGUGAACCACCAGCGAACGUCAGUGCUGGACCAGUUCAACCAAAUGAUAUGUUUAAUUGGCAAGCAACAAUUCUUGGUCCCAGCGAUUCACCAUAUCAAUCAGGUGUAUUUUUCCUUUCGAUAAAUUUUCCAACUGACUAUCCAUUCAAACCACCUAAAAUCACAUUUACAACGAAAAUUUAUCAUCCUAAUAUAAACUCAAAUGGUGCAAUUUGCCUUGAUAUUCUUCGAAGUAAUUGGUCACCGGCGUUAACAAUUUCGAAAGUUUUAUUAUCAAUUUGUUCGUUAUUGUGCGAUCCAAAUCCAGAUGAUCCACUUGUACCAGAAAUCGCUAGACAAUACAAACAAGAUCGAGAAGCAUAUAAUGCAACUGCUCGACAAUGGACACAAAAAUAUGCUAUGUGA
Molecule: messenger RNA, 804 nt
Organism: Rotaria socialis
Lineage: Eukaryota; Metazoa; Rotifera; Eurotatoria; Philodinida; Philodinidae
Source: the annotation of a GenBank genome assembly